CCUUCACUUUUGGAAACGUUAACAGUUUUGACUGUAGCUGGCGGACUACACGCUGUCCACCUGUAGGCGAGUCGAGAACAUCUCAACCCUCCGCCUCCACGCCGAGAUAUCAGUUGGAAGGCGCUUACAUUCCAAUGGCAGAAUUAUCAUUAAAAGCCAUCAGAAUAUUCUCUUUCCUCCCUUUAAUCGUCUCGGCUUUUGGCGGGUUUCCUGAAGAACGGCCGGGGAUGACCGGAGCCAGUGCCAUUCCGUUCCUCAGGAGAUACGAGGCCUUGUGGUACGACCGAGAGUCACUGCAGAGGCAGCAGGAGCGGGCGAGGCGGUCAGCGCCAGAGGCUGAGCCCAGGGUCCAGCUGCACUUCAUGGCCCAUCAAAGGCAAUUUAAUCUCCGAUUGAAAAGAGACCCAAGUAUGUUCACAGAAGACUUUCGAAUUGAAACCAGAAGUGGCCAGAACUAUGGAGACCUCUCACAUAUCUAUUCUGGGGAGUUGCAAGGUGAGAAUAGUUCCUACUGCCACGGCUCCAUCAUCGAUGGCCGAUUUGAGGGGUUCAUUCAAACACAGGAGGGCAGAUACUAUGUUGAACCAAUGGAGCGGUAUGUUCAGGGGGAGAAUCCUGCCAUCCAUUCUGUCAUCUAUCACCAGGACGAUGUUGACUCCUCCCACCUGCAAGCCCACGAGCUAAGUUGUCUGAGUCAGCCCAUGCUUGGGCUGUCACCACUUGGCCUACAAGAUUUCCAGGAACCAUUGAUGCAGGAGUUCCUGCGUUCCAGAGUGAAGCAAAGUGUUGAUUAUUCUCGGACAACCUGCCUGCUACAUCUGUAUGCUGACUACCUUUACUUCCGGCACCUGGGCAGCAAUGAAAGCAUCACAGCUCAGAUUUCGACCUAUAUAAUGGCAGUGAAUAAAAUAUAUGAAAAUGUGAAUUUUGCAGAGAUACGUCAAAUAAAUUUCAAGGUGAAGAAACUAGUGAUUGACACUGAAUACAAUGAAACCAACCCCCUUCACAGCCGCUUCCUUAGUGUGGAGAAACUCCUGGACCUGUUCUCUCUGAAUGACUGGAGCGAUUACUGUCUCUCCUACCUUCUGACAGACCGCGAUUACAACGGCAUUCUGGGAAUUGCCUGGCAGGCAAAACCAGGAACCACUGGUGGGAUCUGCUCCCCGACUCACAACACUGGUCUCAUCACACUACAGAAGUACGGUGUACACAUCCCUUUGAAAAUGAUCCACAUCACUCUUGCGCAUGAGCUUGGCCAUAGCCUGGGAUCACCUCACGAUGAGGGCGAGGAAUGCAUUCCACCAGAAUCCUCAGGUUUCCAGAGUAGUGGUGGAAAUUACCUGAUGUUUCCCUUUGCUUCCAAUGGACUUGAAUACAAUAACGACAAGCUGUCCCCGUGUACAAUCCGGCACAUCAGCAAGUUGCUGCUGGAAAAGAAGGACCAGUGCUUCGAGGAGAGUGGACAGCCAAUCUGUGGGAAUCAGCUGGUGGAGGAGGGAGAGGAGUGCGAUGUCGGAGACAACACCAACGAUCCCUGUUGCUACGGUGCCAAUAAUUCCAAAGAUAAAUCCUGUAAACUAAAGCCAGACAAGCAAUGUAGUCCGACUCAGGGGCCCUGCUGUAGUCCCCAAUGUGUGCUGGCACCUCGUUAUCAACAGUGCAGGGGAGAGACGGAGUGUGCCUUCAAGAGUCACUGUGAUGGAGUGAGCCCCGCCUGCCCAGGCUCUUCUCCCAAGGAGAACCACACCCUCUGCAACCAAGGGCUGCUGCUGUGUGUGAAUGGGCAAUGCUCGGCGUCCCUGUGUGAGCGGCACGGGUUGGAACAGUGCAGCUGCAGUACCCACUCGGCAGAGGAGGAGUGCCACCUCUGCUGCCAGCUGUCAGGGAAUGACCGCUCUUGUGCCAGCUCCUCCUCAGCCCUCCUGCAGCAGUACUUCAACAGGACCCUGUUCACAAAGCCCCCUGGCUCACCCUGCCACAAGAAACAGGGCUACUGCGAUACCUUUAACAAGUGUCGCUUGGUUGAUGACGACGGUCCCAUCGCCAGACUGAAAAAUGCCAUCUUUGAUCCCACGGAGUUUGCCAGCAUCUCGGAGUGGAUGAGGGAACAUUGGUGGGCUGUUUUGGUUGGCAUCCUAACCCUUGGAGCACUGAUGGCCAGUACAGUGUUUAUCUUCGAGAAGACCUUGGACAGUAAUAGAGGAGAGCGGAUGACUGAAUUACAAACAAUCUAAGGUGACUGAUAAAACAUCAUUGAUCAUCGGAUGCAGAAUGAGGUCUCUCCGCCAGUAACAAGACCACCCACAGCUCUUCAAAGGUCCAACAACUUUCAAGCUGAUGUUCCAAAUAGCAUUGCUGGAUGUUUGGAGGAAGAACAUUUGGGGCAAUAAG
Molecule: messenger RNA, 2391 nt
Organism: Hypanus sabinus (Atlantic stingray)
Lineage: Eukaryota; Metazoa; Chordata; Chondrichthyes; Myliobatiformes; Dasyatidae
Product: disintegrin and metalloproteinase domain-containing protein 10-like
Exons: 17
Coding region: 135-2234 (699 amino acids)
Biological process (GO): Notch signaling pathway; membrane protein ectodomain proteolysis
Cellular component (GO): plasma membrane
Molecular function (GO): metalloendopeptidase activity
Source: RefSeq, a predicted model, not a curated record